UGGGCACGUAGCCUGCACGCGCCUCAUUUGAAGUUAAGCGCUACUCCCAGUAUGUCGUCGCUUCCCAAUUCUUCUCAAAACACCACCUCUGCCUCUGACAUGGAGAGUGUGUACAAAUGGGUGGCAUCACUUACAAGUUUAGAAACACGAGAAAGUGCACUGCUUGAAUUAUGCAAAAAACGGGAAUCUGUUCCUGAACUUGCUCCACUGCUUUGGCAUUCAUGUGGUUCCAUCGCUGCUUUGUUACAAGAAAUAUGUGCAAUUUACCCAUACAUCAAUCCACCUAACUUGAGCGCUCAUCAGUCCAAUCGUGUUUGUAAUGCACUGGCGCUUCUACAAUGUUUGGCGUCUCAUCCAGAAACCCGGAAUGAAUUUUUAAAGGCUAACAUACCUUUGUACCUUUACACUUUUUUAAACACAAACAACCGAACACGCCCAUUUGAAUACUUACGGCUAACUAGCCUUGGAGUAAUUGGUGCACUUGUUAAAACUGACGAACCAGAGGUUAUAGCAUUUCUCCUUGGGUCGGAGAUUAUACCCCUUUGCCUAGUUAUUAUGGAAUCAGGAAGUGAACUGAGCAAAACUGUAGCUACUUUUAUAAUGCAGAAACUCCUUUUGGAUGAGGUAGGCUUAGCCUAUAUCUGUCAGACCUAUGAACGUUUCGCACAUGUAGCUACUGUCUUGGAUAAAAUGGUGAUCCAUUUAGCCAGAGAGCAGUCAUUACGUCUUUUAAAACAUGUGAUCCGAUGUUACUUACGUCUUUCAGACGACUCAAGAGCUCGUGAUGCACUUAGAACAUGUCUACCACAACAACUUGUAGAUGGUACAUUCAAUAGUUUACUAGAAAAUGAUGUAGCUACUAGACGAUGGUUGACACAGCUGAUUCGGCAGUUAUCUGUUCGUGCAGUCGGGUCUGCAGUUACUACUAGUACUACUGCUCCGAGUGUCAGUUCGCUUGAUCUUUCUACAUUAAAUACUACAAACAGUUCUCGGAAUGGUUUUCUACCCAGUACAACUGUUUCUCCUUCUGUGACUAGUACAGCACCCUCUGUUAGCGUUUCUGGACCAUCUGUCGUCACAAGUGGAUCAGCAACUACGUCAGGAGUGCAAGCAUCUACCUCAGUGUCUGGACAGCCUUCUUCAAAUGUCGAUCCAGCAACAUCUUCAAGCAGCUGAAAACUACAUAUAGCUGUAUAAAUGAAAUUACGAUAUCUAGUUUUGACAUGUAUAUACAGUGAUUUCUAACUUCAUAGUCAUCCGAUAUACUUAUUCCCUCGUUGUUGGUUAAGCUACAUGUCAUAUAUGCCUUUUACUAACAGUAACGCUUAGCAUUUGUUGAGUCUCUUCUACCUCAAUGCUGAAUAUACUUUUUAACCACACUUAUGCUAACUUGAGCGCUACCGUGUUCUAUACUGAUCAAGUUAUAUAUAUCAAGUAUAUUUUAUGUUUUACAGAAAUAACUGUAAAAA
Molecule: messenger RNA, 1469 nt
Organism: Heterobilharzia americana
Lineage: Eukaryota; Metazoa; Platyhelminthes; Trematoda; Strigeidida; Schistosomatidae
Source: the annotation of a GenBank genome assembly